UGUGGUACUGCGCUCUCAGCUGUGUGCACAUUGACCCCAGAGAGUCAGAUGCGGAGGAUUGGACAAAUCAUUCAUAAAUGGAGGCUUUGCUCAAGAUCGAAAGGUAGACAUCAGGCUUUGCUUUACCUCUACUUCUGUCAGUGUGAGGGAUUUUCCAUUUUCAGCGACACUGACAGCGAGGUCACUACAGCUGUCCACCCCAGCCACUCUCCCUCCAAACCUGCUCUCCUGCACACUUCACUGUUAUAAAUCUUCAGUAUGUACCAUAUUGUGCCUGUGGCUCCUGGGGAGCAACAGACAGUCGGUGGUUCUCCCAUGAAGAAAAAACUGGCUCAUGAAGGUCGGCCCCUGGUGUUAGCAGGCAUGUUGGGCUGUGUCUUGGUGCUGGCUGCUGUGGUGGCCUGGUGCUACUACUCUGCAUCCCUCCGUAAAGCCCAGCUGCUGAAGGCCGAACUGCUGGACCUCAACAAGGAUGGUUUUAUAAUUCAUAACAUGACGGGGGCUGUGGUCUUCAGUAUGACCUUUAGGUCUGGCACUCUGGAUCUGGACUCCUGCUCCAAAGAGGGGAAUAUCCUGAGCUGCACUCAGUCAGAUUCUGGCAAGCUCAACUUCUUUAUUCAGACUGUUAGACCAAAGGACACUGUGAUGUGUUACCGCGUUCGCUGGGAGGAGCUGCAAAGUAAGCGCUCAGUGGAGCACGCCAUGGCCUAUAAUGACUCUCAUUGGUACGGAGGGGCGGAGACAGCAACACAGUACUGGCCUAUCAGGAUACAGGGAGAAAAGGAACCUGAGCCUUUCAUCACCAGUGAUGUCUACUCCAAUCGAAAUGCUUUUGGGGGUAUCCUGGAACGCUAUUGGCUUUCUUCAAAUGCGACCGCCAUCAAGAUUAAUGAUUCUGUGCCUUUUCAUUUGGGCUGGUCAGAGAAGGACAGGACUCUCAGGUUCCAGGCCCGGUACCAGGACUCUCCUUUCAAACCAGCAGAGGGACAGCAGGCCUUACCCGAACUCAGCUACAGAGUGUGUGUGGGUUUGGAUGUGACCUCUAUUCACAAAUACAUGGUACGUCGAUAUUUCCCAAAGCCUAUCAAGGUCCCGUCCCCUGAAGUGUUUAAACAGCCAUUAUGGUCCACAUGGGCUCUCCACAAGACUGCUGUGACUCAGGAGAAACUGCUGCGUUACGCCUCCGACAUCACCGAGCAUGACUUCAAAUGCUCCCACCUAGAGCUAGACGAUCGUUACACUUCAGAUUAUGGAGAGUUUGAUUUUGACCCGCAGAAGUUCCCCAACGCUAGCGGUAUGUUUGACAAACUCAGAGAGGAUGGGUUUCGAGUGUCACUCUGGACUCAUCCUUUUAUCAACUAUGACUCCAUCAACUUUGGUGUUGCUGUGGAGAAAGGAUUGUUUGUGCGGGAGCCCAGCGGAGAGCUGCCUGCUCUGGUUCGCUGGUGGAAUGGCAUCGGAGGUAUCUUGGACUUUACAAACCCAGAGGCAAGAGAGUGGUAUUCGUCACAUCUGCAUAUGAUCAAAACUCGCUAUGGAGUCACUUCUUUCAAGUUUGAUGCAGGAGAGUCAAGCUACCUCCCACGUCAGUUUAGCACCAUGGUCCCACUGUCUGAUCCCUCCACCUUCACCCGCCGCUACACAGAGAUGGUCAUCCCAUUCAGUGAGCGUGCAGAGCUGAGGGUCGGCUACCAGAGUCAGGACAUCUCCUGCUUCUUCAGGAUCAUUGACAGAGACUCUGUGUGGGGUUACGAGCUCGGCCUCAAGUCCAUCAUCCCGACUGUUCUGACUAUUAGCAUUCUGGGCUACCAGUUUGUCUUACCUGAUAUGAUAGGAGGGAACGCAUACCCAAACCGCACCACAGGUAGUUCAGAUGGCAAAAACGUUCUUCCAGACAGAGAGCUGUACAUCCGUUGGUUGGAGCUGUCUGCUUUCAUGCCUGCCAUGCAGUUCUCUAUACCACCGUGGGCCUAUGACAAUAAGGUUGUAGAGAUAGCGCAGAAGUUCACAGCGCUUCACGAGACUCUGGUGGCCCCAAGGGUCCUCGAGCUGGCAGGCGAGGUUCUUGAUACAGGAGACCCAAUCAUAAGGCCCCUCUGGUGGAUCGCCAUCAACGACGAGGCAGCCUACAAGAUUGACUCCCAGUUCUUGAUCGGGGAUGACCUGAUGGUGGCUCCGGUGUUGGAGCCAGGAAAGCAGGAGAGGGACAUCUACCUGCCUGCAGGACGAUGGAGAAGCUACAAGGGAGAACAUUUUGAUAAGUGCCCCAUGUACCUCACUGACUACCCCGUGGACCUGGACGAUAUAGCGUUCUUUACAUGGGUUCACUGAAGACAUUAAAGACGCAUACACUUGCACACACAUACUGUAUGCACAUGUACAUUCUUUUAAGCACACAUGCCAAGACGUAGCAGCAGAUGUUUGUUGUUCAAAGGGAAAUGACCACUAGGGGUUCCGCUGCAUUUUUUGGUAAAGAUGAACUAGAUGUCUACCCUGCGGUACUUUUGCGUGUCCAUAUUAACCGCCCACUGAAAGAAUAACAAUGAAAUUUGUGUUCAUUCCUAAUUAUCUUGCUCCGUCAUUAAGCUGAUCCUCAUGUGCCUUCCACAGCCAAUAGUAAAACCGAUUUCAGAUUGUAUCGUCACCUUGUCUUCCACCGCAGCUAGUAUGGUUUAAUAACAACUGUGCCAGAAGUAAUCUCACUUGUGUUUAUAUUAUGGCCUGAUUGGGGUUGGUUCACUGAACCGGCAAUAAAUAUGCAGUCAGAGGGCAUACCUAGCCGUGUCACUAUUGCAACGGCUCUCGUGAGAAACACACACCUAUGUUUAAGCUAACCUGCAUUAAUUUGCAUUGAAUUGAAACUAACAUGUGACUCAGAGUCAUUUGUUAAUUACAUUCUAUUUAUAUUUAUUAACUUCUUUCUUUCUGUUUGUAGGAUAGUAUUUGAGUGUAUUUACAGGAAAGUCACAUGUUUGAUGGUACUUUGAUGGUCACGAUCAACACACUGCAAAUAUUUUUAUGUCAAAACUUCUGUGACCUGUUGUGCCAUUAUGUCAUUCCAGUGCCAACAUAUCUGCUCUUUUCAUCUUGACAAGUUAAAUGUACAGCUCAGGGUAGGUUUUAAAGAAAUACAUGUAUAAUGUUUGAAUUAAUUUAGUUAAUCCGCAGCAAGAAAUACAUUAGGAAACUGAUGCUACUAGUUUGCCUUCGAACAACAUGUAUUGUUCUCAAAGAUGCCAUAUUGCUACGUGCCGUCCAUGUCUGCCUCGUGACAUUAUUUGCCUUAUCAGCUAAAGUAAUCUAUGCCGACACUCACCUCUGCUCACAGCGAUUUAAGGCUUGAUGAUUUGUACCUAUACGUUGUAAGUAUGUGAGGAUCUCCCAUCUCAAUACAUGCUUGUCCGCUCGUACACAGUGAUUUCUGGGACGAUAAUAUAUAGUAUAGCACACCACUGGCUUAAUAAUCUAAAUGCCUUGCUUGAAAAUAAUAAAGCUGUAUAAGCUAGAGCCAGUAUUGUUUUUGCAAAAUAUUAAAGUCACUAUACAUUGCAAAUUUAUGGGAUCAGAGUAUCUUUCACAUUAUUCAGAUAUGUUUUGUCAGUUGAAAAAUGUUUGUAAAUUGGGAUUCUUUUUGUUGCGUUCUUGCAUUCUUCACACUACCACCAGAUGGUGCCAGAGUCAUACUUGUUCAAAGAUUACAUGCGUUGGCUUUGACAACAUUUCUAGAAGAAAAAUGCAUCAUUGGGAAUAAUGUUACGAAUAUGUUUUUUUUUGGAAGAAAUAAAAAUACUAGGUUAACUUCUGUAAGAGUGAGACAUUUAAAGGGAUUUCGUCAUGACACUGAAUAAACUAACUGGAGAAUAUUUUUGCCAUAUGAAGUUUUUGAUUAAAUCCAUGUGGGUAUUUCCUCUGUGACACAACACAGUUUAACAUGGUAAAGGGAAGUGUUUCUAAUUGAAUGAUUGCCAAUUUUAACAGCAUUUUUAUUGCAGAGAAUAGUUCCUGCAUUAUAACGUUAGUCUGCCAAAGAACCGACAUGUUUUUUGCACGUAUGUUUGUUCUAGUCUGGAAAGCAUGAACUUCAUAUGUUCAGCUACCCUAAACAACACUUGAACAUUACCAAAACUAUUUCAAAGAACAACAUGCUCAAUUUUACAUGUUUUACAAUAAUGCAUUUUGUUUAAAUUCCUGCAAACAAACGUAACAAACUUGUAUCAGAUUAUACUAACUAAGAACAUUUCCCUUAACCACCUUUUGUAUUAUCUGUAGAUUGUCUUCACUUUCCUCACCUUUGAAUUGUUAUUUUAAGCAUGCCAUACAUGCCGCAUUGCCUGUUGUCCUCUUCCUCUUAAUGUUGUUUUUUGGAAAAGAUAAAAGUAUUAGAUUUCACUGCAUGUAAAAACAUGUCAUUGGUGUCUAGAUUAAUACCUAUAGAGAAUACAGUUCGGCAAUGUUUUCUGCCUCUUUAUUUAUGCUUGUGUUGACCUGUUGAUUAAAAGUAACUCCAUUUUUUAAAAAACAGUCCAUACAUGUUGGUAUGCUGAUCUGCUCCUUAAUCCAGAGCAAUUUACGUAUAAUUUAUUAAUUCCCUCAAUAUUGUUAAUGUCUAAUGUCCUGUGUUGUCACUCAUGUUCCUUAUUACGGCUACAUGACAACGUUGCUGUAAAAAGUGAUGUUAAAUGCAGAACAAAUGAAUUAAACAGUUAAAUAAUCAA
Messenger RNA from Eleginops maclovinus (Patagonian blennie), 4715 nucleotides. Its product is annotated as myogenesis-regulating glycosidase-like. The coding region runs from base 259 to 2331 and encodes 690 amino acids. The record is from RefSeq and is a predicted model, not a curated record. Gene Ontology annotation, biological process: carbohydrate metabolic process; skeletal muscle fiber development. Lineage: Eukaryota; Metazoa; Chordata; Actinopteri; Perciformes; Eleginopidae. The transcript has 6 exons. Gene Ontology annotation, molecular function: hydrolase activity, hydrolyzing O-glycosyl compounds.